Pseudozyma hubeiensis SY62 is the source of this 1839-nucleotide messenger RNA. Its product is annotated as carboxylesterase. The record is from RefSeq and is a predicted model, not a curated record. Bases 1 to 1839 code for a protein of 612 amino acids. The transcript is spliced from 3 exons. NCBI's taxonomy places the organism in Eukaryota, Fungi, Basidiomycota, Ustilaginomycetes, Ustilaginales, Ustilaginaceae.
AUGCUCACUUCCCUCUCGCUGCUUCAGAGCAGCCUCAUCUUGGGGCUCGCCUUGAUUUCUUUCUCCUUAGCCUCUCCCAUCGCUUCCCAGCCUUUUGCCGACCUCAUCCUCAAACGUGAGCAGAGCAACCCCCAGGAUGGUCUCACCGUCGACCUCGGUUACUCAAAGUACAAGGGCACCUACAACGACACCACCCACAUCAAGUCAUGGAAAGGUAUUCGCUUCGCAGCCUCUCCUACCGCCGAGCUCCGAUGGCAAGCUCCUCAACCUCCCUCCCUCAACCGAUCAGAGGUCAUCGACGCUAGCCAGUAUGCCUCACAAUGCCCUCAGAUCCCUUUCGGUAACCCCGACUUCCAGAUCAGCGCUCAGUAUCAAGGCGACAUGGAAGACUGCCUCUUCCUUAACGUCUUUGCGCCCGAGAACGCGACCAACUUGCCUGUCAUGUUUUGGAUCCAUGGUGGAGGAUACGGUGCUGGCAAUGGACAGUACGACUUCACCCAGCUCAUCAACGCAAAUGGAAACAACUUUGUCGGUGUCGCCAUUCAGUACCGUCUUGGCGCCUUCGGCUUCCUAGCCUCUGAUGAGCUCAACCGUCACGGCGUAGUCAACGCUGGCAUCAGGGACCAGCACUUUGCCAUGCAGUGGGUUCAAGCUUACAUCCAGCAGUUUGGUGGUGAUCCUCGCAACGUCACCAUCGCCGGAGAAUCCGCUGGAGGCGGUUCCGUCAUGAUCCACUCGCUAGCUCAGGGUGGCUCCCUCGGCACCUCUCUCUUCAAGAACGUCAUUGCGGCUAGUCCCUACCUGCCCUUCCAGUAUGGCUACAAGGACUUCGAGCCUUCCCAGUCCUACUACGCCUUUGCUGCCUCGGCUGGCUGCUUCGACGCCACUGCCUACGGCAACACCAACCAGAGCAUCCUCGAAUGUCUCGUCAACAAGGAUGCCGCCACACUUCAGCUCGCCAACGUCAAGACCGCCGCCAGCGCCUUUUACGGUACCUGGCCCUUCCUCCCCGUCACCGACGGCGCAUACAUCCUCGACGUUCCUUCACGACAGCUCAACCAGCGUAAGGUCAACGGAAAGCGUCUCCUCGUCGGCAACAAUGGCGCCGAAGGUGGUCUCUUUGUUCAGCGAAAUAUGGACACCGAAGCAAAGGUCAGGAACUGGCUCUCGACGUUGCUCCCGCUCUUGACCAAGGAGGACAUCGACAACGUACUCUUCCACUACCCCGUCGACACCAACGUCACCGGCAACUAUGCCACCAACGGCGUCGAAAUGCCCGAUGCCAACAGCGUCUCGCCUGUUGCUCACGGCCAGCAGGCGCGAGCAGACAACAUCUACGGAGAGCUCACCUUUGUCUGCCCAAGCUACUGGAUGUCGGAAGCUUACUCUGGGUCCGGCCGCGAAUCGUACCGCUAUCAGUACAGCGUUCCCCCGGCGCUCCAUGGCAACGACGUCUCCCAGUACUUUGGCCCCGGCACCAACGUCACCUCGCCCGACUUUGUCAAGGCUUUCAUGAACAUCUACGGCAACUUUGUCACCAAGGACAACCCAUCCAUCGACGCUCAGCUCGUCUACGGUGCCAGCAGUGACGCUGACAAGUCGCAGCCCAACGCAGCUGGGAACUGGCCCGAGUACUCGAUCAACACUCCGUACCAGAUCAACCUCAACCAGACCGGUGGCACUCCUAGCACCAUGCCCAAUCUCGGUGCCGAAGUCACCAUCUUGACCGGCUCCAGCCUGCGUAACGACUUCUCCAAGGUCAACGCCUACACCUGGGAAGGUGGACGAGGUCGCAGGUGCGAGUUCUGGAGAUCCAUCGCCAGCAUUCUGCCAUCCUAA